AUGAGCUCAAGCGAGAAGUCAAGCGACAGCUCCAUGAACAGCAGCAGUGGAAUGUCUGCCAGUAUUGAUUCAAGCACUGACUCUAGCAUGGACUCAAGCGCCAACUCAAGCCUUGACUCAAGCCUUGACUCAAGCCUCGACUCAAGUCUCGACUCAAGCAUGAGUGGUGGCAGCUCCACAAUCAGCGACCCAUUCCAUGUCUUUGAAUACAUUUUCGACUUCCGCAUGGACGACUUUUUCCUGGAGUUGGGGAUCGUGUCAGAUUUGUUCGAUUUCGGUUUUGACGAAGAUGAGGGAUCAUCCUCCGAGUCUGGUUAUGAAAGGGAAGAUAUGAGGGGCAGGGGCCCAAGAGCUCCAAGAGUGGCGAGGAAUCCCUACAAUGGGCCAUUCUACAAUGUCUACAUCAAGAACGCUGAUGAGCACAAUGCAAAUGACAUGGGCUCCGUAUGGGACCAGGAGAGCACACUAGCAAAAGGGUUUCGGCGCAGGUUUGGUAUCCCUUAUUCCUCUUUUGAUGCCAUUGCCAAAGAUUGGGAUUUAGACGGUGAAUACAGAGCACCAAAGAGUAGAAACGGCGCAAGAAGAAUUGAUUCUAGGAUCUUGAUUAUGGGUUCCCUUGGAAUCCUCACUCAAGAUCUCACGUUCGAUUGGAUGGAACUGGUGACUGACACAAGCAAGUCUCUGAACCAUUUCUUUUUUAUGAAAUUUACCUUUUGGUUCCGCAAAUGCUACUCAAAGGAAUGGAUAAAGUUUCCAGAGUGUAGUCAAUCAAUAGCUAAGGUAAUGGACUUUUACACUCUACUUGGUUUUCCUGGAUGUAUUGGAUCAAUUGACUGUGUCCAUGUUGGCUGGGAUGGGUGCUCAGCUGGUUACCGUUCGGAUGCGUGCGGAAAAGAAGGCUAUCCAACUUUGUCCUUUGAAGUCAUCGUGUCGCACACUAGAAGAAUUCUCUCCGUAAGUCAAGCCUUCUGGGGAUCAUGGAAUGACAAGACUAUUGUUACAUAUGAUGAGAUGAUUCGAAAGAUCAAGGGUGUGGGUAAGUAUGGGGAGCAAACAAUGUAUAAGGAUUUUGUCUGGCGGACUCGCACAGUGGAUGGUUCUGUUAUUGUUCAUAAGGGGGUUUAUGUCAUCUGCGAUGGUGGAUACCUUGAAUGGCCAGAGUUGAUCCCUCCGUACAAGUCACAAAUUCCAGGAUCCGCAGACUAUCGCUGGUCCAAAUGGCUCAAAAGUCUUAGGAAAGAUGUGGAAUGUUUGUUUGGUAUCUUGAAGGCGAG
Cylindrotheca closterium is the source of this 1274-nucleotide messenger RNA. The record is from the annotation of a GenBank genome assembly. Lineage: Eukaryota; Bacillariophyta; Bacillariophyceae; Bacillariales; Bacillariaceae.